UUCAUAAUUUACACUCUAAACGUUUAAGUUUUAGCGUUUUAUGAGUAUGCUAAAUUUGUUAAAUAAUACAAAUUUACAUUAAAUGGGAUCAUAAAAAGAAUGAUAUUUGUGGGAAAAGUUGAAAUUACGUAAUAGUUUUGUUUGCAUUGAUGACAUUAGGUGACAGAAAUAAAGUCGUUAAUUUUUAUCCGACUGUAUAUUCAACAGAGUAUGAUAGAAGUUUUAACAACCAAACAAACACACAUUCCAGAAAUGAGAACAUAGAGGCUCCACAAGGAAUUCUUAAAAAUAACAAAGAAAAGAUUACAAAAGUCCCAUUAAAAGAUAAUUUAAAACAUCCUGUUGAUUCAAAUACUCCAAAGAAGCAUCGCAAACAUCACCUACGUCAUCAUCAUAAGACAAAAUCUUCUUUACCUAAAACUCCAGACCUAUCAUAUGGUAAAUCAAGCUCACAUAAAUCCUCACAUGAACAGAAAGAUUCUAAAACUCAAAAUCUAAAUAUUUUGUUAACAGCUGGCAUUCCUUCUGCUAAGUUUACCUACUCUCCAUAUAUUCAAAAAAAAAGAGUUGUUCCUCAUCAAGGAGAUUGUAUUUUAUUGGGAGAUAAUAUGGCAUUUGAUGGAUAUCUUAAGCAAGAUGACAGCUUACAUCGUUACAUGCGAACUGAUCUGGUAAAUGAUGCUUAUCAGCCAGAACCUUGUCUUCAAAAGAAAAGGAUUACUUUGUACAAAAAUAAUCAUAACAUUUUGUGUACAUAUACAACAAAAGAACUCAGUAGUCCAGUUGUUUUACCAACUUAUUCUAAAAAUGUUUUAGCUGAACCUUUUUUUCAGAAAGGUCGUAAAAAAUUUCUAAGUAGUUAUAAAAAUGAAGAAGACAAAAAAAACAUUUCUGAUAGCUGUCUGAAUCUAUAUCUUGAGGGGAUUGAAGAUCUUUCAACAUCAAAAACAAAAGAAAUAAUGUCUCAGUACCAUGCUCAUAAAGUCAAUUGUUUUCCUGGCCAAUAUCUUACAACUUAUAAUCAUGAUUAUUCCCCUAAAUUGAAAAAGUUGUCUCCAGUCCUUGCUGCAGAUUUAAUGUUGCGAGAGAACAAAAAGUCAUCAGAUAAAGAUGAUAAAUUGUCUUCUAUAAAGAAUUCAGCAAAGAGAAAUGAAUUCUUAUAUUCACCUAAAGAGAAAUGCAAUAAAUCUUUGGAAACAGCAGAUCAACCUUAUAUGGCUGAAAAUUAUGAUGAUGAUUUCAUUGAGUACUAUCGUCGGAUUUUAGAAGAUCGCUAUUAUAGUUAUCAUCCUUUCUUAUUACAUAAAAUCAAUCAAGAAAGAGAAAAUGCAUCGAUUAACUUAAGUAAAAGUUGUAAGGAUGAAGACAAAAAUCCAGAUAACAAAGUGAAUUUGACCACGGAAAAUCAAGAAGUAGUUGAUCAUAAAAAUACGACUGUUUCAAACGGAAGUGACAGUUCUUCGUCAAAACAAUCUUUAUUUAAAAAAAAGACUAAAGACUCUGUUUGCAGUUGCUCCUCGUACGAUAGUCGUUACUCUCUUAAUUAUGAUCCUUCGCUUUAUUCUGACUCGGCAUAAUUAAAUGUCGAGUUUUUUUUUGCACAUCAGGAAAAAUAAUUCAACAUUCUUUUGAAAAAACAAAAUUUUAUUUAUUUAUUUAA
Molecule: messenger RNA, 1660 nt
Organism: Hydra vulgaris (swiftwater hydra)
Lineage: Eukaryota; Metazoa; Cnidaria; Hydrozoa; Anthoathecata; Hydridae
Source: RefSeq, a predicted model, not a curated record